AAGGUAACUGGAUUAAUUGGUGGCUCAUUUGGGUUUUGCUUCUGGUUAGUGGGUUCAAAUUUUGAAAAAACGUGGGCCCAGCGGUUGAAAGUAAAAAUCAAUGUGACUUUUUACUUUUCUCCCGUGCAGGUGAGAGAAAGCGAAGAGGCGAUAUCGAUGUCGACGAGUCAGAGCCAGAUGGUGAUAUCGAUGUUCGGCGACGGUGAUAUCGAGAUUCAGAGCGAAGAGGCGAUAUCGAUGUCGAUGACGCAUAACGGAGAUUCGACGACGGUGGCAACACCCGAACCAGACGACGUAGCGGUGGCGAUAUCGAUGUCGACGAGUCAGAGUAAUCGUGGGAAGAGCAAAACGGGUGGUGAGUUGUGCAAAUAUGACCACUCAAACGCUUUUUAAAGAGGAUUGUAUAUGAUGUUUGGAUUUGUUAUUUGUCUGUGUAGAUCCCGUGAAUUCUGAGUUAGAAGACAACGGCCUUCCGGUGAGACUCUUCGCCACGGACCGGUACCCGUCUCAAGGCAGGUUGUCACGAAGAAGAAGUACGAGAUGUGGCCUGUGUUCAACUACCCUGAAAGUUCACUACCUAAGCAUUCUGGUCUAACGGAGGCGGCGGUAAGGAAGGCGGAACAUAACCCUGCGCUUGCAGUGAAGCCCAUGAUGUUGCUACUGGUAAGCACGAAGAUAGGUGGGCCUUGUGGGACGAUGAGAACUACGACAAGUGAGUCAAUUCUAUGUUGGAGCUAAUUGAAGGGGGGCAUGUGUUUACGAAUGCGGAGUGGUUGGGAGGCGAUGCUGGGGACCCAUUGUUUGUGUACGGCGCGAAGGCUCGGAUUACGAAAAGUGAAAAACAAGUGGAUAGCGACGAGGGAGCGCCUACCAAGCAAAGGCGUGUGGCUGACCAUAGCACUCGCUUUGUGCCCGUGGGCACAUAUGGCGAUAAGUUAAAGCUUUUGGAGGGACGUGUCGAUGAGAUGGUGGCGAAGGUUGCUAUCAUGCGCGAGGUCUGUAAGAAACAUGAGGACUUAAUUAAUGGUCUGAAGUUGUCGUUAGAGGGGAGGGACAAUCAGAAAACACAAAGGAGUACUAAGAAACCGCAUAGGAGUACACGUAAUAAACGUAGAGGCGAGGGAUUGGAAAUCUGUGGAACCUCAUUGCACUGGGUGAGGCCCAACGCGAUGUCCAUGUCGAAGAGGCAAGUAUGGAAGUGUGUCAAUUGCGGGCCAGUGGCGGUGAAGUUCUUGGAGAUGCAUGCGACAGGGAAUCGUAGGCCAACCAUGUCAGGAAGCACUAUGCGAUGGAUAUCUACAAGGGAGUGGUGCUUCCUCUAUAUCUUAAUAGGUAGAACCGAUUGUAGCUCGCAGUGGUGGCUCUCCAUUUUUUUUUGAAAACCUAUCGUGUUGGCCAAUUGCACUGUGUUUUUUAUGUAAGGAUUCUAGGUGUUUGGGUUGUUUAGAACAAAACAUUAUGAGGUGUUUGUUUUUUUGUGACAUUGACAUCUUUUUUUGGUUAUAAUCGUGUUAACGUAAUGCCUUGCCUGUUAUAAUCAUUUUAGCGUAA
Molecule: messenger RNA, 1551 nt
Organism: Brassica napus (rape)
Lineage: Eukaryota; Viridiplantae; Streptophyta; Magnoliopsida; Brassicales; Brassicaceae
Exons: 2
Coding region: 726-1379 (217 amino acids)
Source: RefSeq, a predicted model, not a curated record